GAAUCAACCCAUCACAAAAAACAGUCUCCCCCUCCCACCCCCCCACCCCACCUCCCCCCCCACUCUCCCUCCAUCCCUCUCUCUAUGUUCCCUUGCAUAAGCUUCCUCUUCUUCCUUAACCAAAGAGAGAGUUCCAUCAUUAAAUGCUCUCUCUCUCCGAGUUCUUCAAAUUUUGCAUCCUUUUCAUGUCUUCAAUUAACCACCACCUUCUUUUCUCUUGUUCACUCUGGACCUGGUCUCAAACCCUUCUAACUCUUAUCAUAAGGCCUGUCGUUUUUGUUGCUUCGUUAGCCUUCCUAGUCCAGAAAGGAGACAACUUUAACACUGAUUAUACCUCAAAGCUUUUUUCGCUCUUUCUAGGUUCUCAAGCUCUGGUUUCUGCACAACAUGAGCGACUCUAAGAAGGUACUGGUAUUUGGUUCAUUCACUGAAGAUGAAACGAAAUCGUUGCUGGGAAAGCAAUCACCUGGCAAAGUCGAAAAGCCGGUAGAGAAGAUAGAACUGCGAUUUGGGUCUUUGAAUUUUGGAACUGGAAUAACUUUUGGUAAUUUUGAUACCACAUUGAAUACGCAAUUGGCUUCUGCUAAUGGAAAUGUUACUUCUCAGUCUAAGAGUUCAGUUAUGAAGGAAAAAGAUGUGAAGGUUGCCAAGGAAGGUGAUGGGGUGUUAGGAAGUCCGCGAGAAAAUGGAAGCAUAGGCAAUUCGAACCAUGGUUCUUCCCUAGGUAAUGGUGUGGAUGUCUUGAAAACUGAGAGUAUCGAUUUAACUUCUUUGCACUUGUCUGAGAAGGAAGAUGGUCCCGCAAGUCCAUUGCAAAGUUCGAGCUUUCAUGUCCUUGAUAGUGAAGGCAUUAAGGAUGGGGAUCAUGAUGGGACUAGCAAUGAUUCGUCAAUACAUGUGAGAAAAGAGGAUGUUUGGAAAGCAAAUGAUGGGCCUCUUCCUGCUGUUAUGAGUUUGCUACCCCGUGGCCUGAUUAAUACAGGGAAUCUUUGCUUUCUUAAUGCGACCCUGCAGGCGCUCUUAUCCUGUUCCCCUUUUGUGCAGCUAUUGCAGGAGCUUAGAAUCCGUGACAUCCCUAAGGCUGGCUUUCCUACAUUGACUGCAUUUUCAGAGUUCGUCUGUGACUUUGACAUGCCAACCAGUUCAAACUUGAAAAAAGAUGCUGUUGAGACUGGUCGGCCUUUUCGUCCUGCCAUGUUUGAAGCUGUUCUUAAAAAUUUCACCCCAGAUGUGCCAAAUAGCAUAUCAGGACGGCCAAGGCAGGAAGAUGCGCAGGAGUUUCUGAGUUUCAUCAUGCAUCAAAUGCAUGAUGAAUUACUUAAGCUUGAAGGACAAUCCUCUGGUACAAAUGGUUUUAAAACCUCUGUAGUUUCUUCUACAGAAGAAGAUGAAUGGGAGACAGUGGGGCCAAAAAACAAAUCUGCAGUGACUAGAACACAAAGCUUCAUUCCUUCUGAGUUAAGUGAUAUUUUUGGAGGACAGUUGAGAAGUGUGGUUAAGGCAAGAGGAAACAAAGCUUCUGCAACAGUUCAACCAUUUUUGUUGCUCCACCUUGAUAUUCACGUUGAAGCUGUUCGCACUAUCGAGGAUGCACUCCAUCUGUUCUCUGCACCUGAAAAUCUUGAAGGGUACCGGACUUCUGCAAUUGGGAAGGGUGGUGUGGUGACUGCAAAAAAAUCUGUCAAAAUACAGACACUUUCAAAGAUAAUGAUAUUGCACUUGAUGCGUUUUAGUUAUGGAAGCCAAGGGAGUGCCAAGUUGCUCAAGCCUGUGCACUUUCCUCUUGAAUUCAUUCUGAGUCGGGAAUUACUUGUUUCCCCAUCGACAGAGAGCCGAAAGUAUGAACUAGUUGCCACAGUAACUCAUCACGGGAGGGAGCCUUCAAAAGGUCAUUAUACAGCUGAUGUGCGCCAUGCUAAUGGCCAGUGGCUACGUUUUGAUGAUGCAUCUGUCACUGCCAUCACAACGAGUAAGGUUUUGCAUGACCAGGCUUACGUUCUCUUUUACAAACAAGUUUAGAAGGCGGUGGAGGAUUUUUGUCAUUAAUUCACUAUGUAAAAACAAGAAAUCUUCUGCAUUCCGGUAUUUAAUGGGCAAGUUAUUGCUUACGUAUCAUCAGACACUUCGAUGGAGGUCAGAAAAUGCUAAUACCCAAGGCGAAUGGAAAUAAUAGCUGUUGUAGUGAUUUUUCUACCUUUCAGCUUUAUAUUGUGAAUGCAACUGAUGUAAUCUCAUGGAAAUCACAAAAUCAUAUGGAACUCCUUGCUAUUUAAUUUAGAGAAUGAUUCAUAUUA
Messenger RNA from Populus nigra (black poplar), 2294 nucleotides. RefSeq names its product ubiquitin carboxyl-terminal hydrolase 24. The coding region runs from base 388 to 2019 and encodes 543 amino acids. The record is from RefSeq and is a predicted model, not a curated record. Gene Ontology annotation, biological process: protein deubiquitination. NCBI's taxonomy places the organism in Eukaryota, Viridiplantae, Streptophyta, Magnoliopsida, Malpighiales, Salicaceae. The transcript is spliced from 7 exons. Gene Ontology annotation, molecular function: cysteine-type endopeptidase activity; cysteine-type deubiquitinase activity. Gene Ontology annotation, cellular component: cytosol; nucleus.